AUGAACUUUGACCAUUUCAUGGACAAGAAAUCACGAACACGAAGACGAAGUGCUGGAAAUUGAAUGGAUUAUAUAUAAAAGUAGAAUAAAAUUUCGGAAAUUAAAUUCUACAAGCAAAAAAGAAAGCCACAAGUGGAAUAUUUACAUAAACAGACAUUUUCAAAACAAAAAGAAACUUUCCUGAUAUCUUAAGAUGUCAAUGUUAAUGAGAAAAUUAUUGAAACCUCAAGGAAAUCUAAUAUUGAAAAGUUUUUCCUCUCAAGCGAAAUCAGUUGAAGUUCAACAAAAUGAUACUGGUGUGACAAUAGUUUCCAUGGCGAGAGCACCUGUAAAUAGCCUUAAUCUAGAAUUUUUAACCGAAUUAACAACUACUCUCAAUGAGGUAAAAAAACAAAAAACCAAAGGAAUUGUCUUGACAUCCUCGUUGCCAACAAUCUUUUCAGCAGGAUUAGAUAUCAUGGAAAUGUACAAACCAGACAUUUCUCGUUGUACACAAUUUUGGACUACACUACAAGAUUUUUGGUUAACUCUUUAUGGACUCGAGAUACCAAUCGCUGCCGCUAUCAAUGGAGCGAGUCCAGCUGGAGGAUGUCUGACAGCGAUUUCCUGUGAAUAUAGAGUUCUUGUUGAUGGCAAACACACAAUUGGAUUGAACGAGACGAAGUUAGGAAUUGUAGCUCCUAAAUGGUUCCAGGACGCUUUUAUUUCUACGAUUGGUUACCGAAAAGCUGAGCUUGCCCUUUUACAAGGAACUCUCUUCUCGGCCCAAGAAUCUUUAAGUAUCGGCCUCGUCGACGAAUUAGCUACAGACAAAGCCGAUGCGAUUGCCAAAUGCGAGAAAUAUAUCAACAGUUUCGCUAAAAUACCUGGUGGUGGAAGAACUGCAACAAAACUUGGAUUGAGAAACAACGCUCUAACCUGGCUGAAGAAUAAUCGGGAAAAAGAUACAGAAAUAUUUAUCAAUUUCGUCAAGUCACCAAAAGUCCAAGCAGGACUCGAACUCUACCUUCAGUCCCUCAAGAAGAAAUAACUUUCCAAAAUAGGUAUCUAAUAUCUUUACUAAAAAAAGAUUUAAUUUUUCGUAGCGAUAGUGUGUUCAAUUUUUAUAAAAAAUUUUUCAAUAUCGUUACUCAAACUUUAAAA
This is a messenger RNA of Belonocnema kinseyi, 1143 nucleotides long. RefSeq names its product enoyl-CoA delta isomerase 1, mitochondrial-like. Gene Ontology annotation, biological process: fatty acid beta-oxidation. Gene Ontology annotation, cellular component: mitochondrion. Gene Ontology annotation, molecular function: enoyl-CoA hydratase activity. The transcript has 6 exons. NCBI's taxonomy places the organism in Eukaryota, Metazoa, Arthropoda, Insecta, Hymenoptera, Cynipidae. The record is from RefSeq and is a predicted model, not a curated record. The coding region runs from base 194 to 1030 and encodes 278 amino acids.